Cottoperca gobio is the source of this 1781-nucleotide messenger RNA. RefSeq names its product grancalcin-like. The record is from RefSeq and is a predicted model, not a curated record. NCBI's taxonomy places the organism in Eukaryota, Metazoa, Chordata, Actinopteri, Perciformes, Bovichtidae. Gene Ontology annotation, molecular function: calcium ion binding.
UGACAGUUUUCGGCAGCGCGGAUGUGAUGUAGCAACUGUUCAGACGUAUCGGAAGUUACAACCGUGUACCAGAGAAACCCUUGUACAGCGUAAAUCCACUAUAAAGAUAUUAAACUUGUGACAGUUUGACCUAUUUCACCAAAUGGCUUAUCCAGGAUACGGCGGGUAUGGGGGUCCAAUGCCAGGAAUGCCAGCUCAGGGAAUGCCAGGGAUGCCAGGCGGGCCCAUGGGAGGCCCCAUGCCUGGGCAAAUGGGUGGGCAAAUGGGUGGGCACAUGGGUGGGCAAAUGGGAGGUGCACCACCCCAGGGAGGAUAUGCCCCCUAUGGAGGAGGCUAUCCAGGCACAUAUGGCGCCCCACCCCCGGCUGCCAAUGAUCCAAUGUGGAGCUACUUUACAGCCAUAGCAGGCCAGGACGGAGAGAUCGACGCGGAGGAGCUCCAGAGGUGUCUCACCCAGUCUGGUUUCACUGGCAGUUACACACCGUUCAGCCUGGAGACGUGCAGGAUCAUGAUUGCAAUGCUCGAUAGGGACUUCACGGGCAAGAUGGGCUUCAAUGAGUUCAAGGAUCUGUUCACAGCUCUGAGCGGCUGGAAGCAGAACUUCAUGAUGUUCGACCAGGACAGGAGUGGAACUGUGGAGCCUCACGAGAUGACUCAGGCCGUCAACGCUAUGGGCUACCGCGUCAGUCCUCAGGCUCUAAACACAAUCAUCAAGCGCUACAACAAAGGAGGAAGAAUCUUCUUUGAUGACUACGUGGCCUGCUGCGUCAAACUGCGAGCGCUCACAGAGAACUUCAGACGGAGAGAUACCAUGCAUCAGGGAUCUGUCACCUUCCAGUACGAUGACUUCAUCCUGUGCGUGAUGUCCAUCUGAGGCAGUCUGUCCCACACCACGAGGUCCAAGCGCCUAAUCAACCAAUCAGAUGUGGAUUCUGGACCACUGCCUCAUGGGAAUGCAAAGGGAGGCCAGUAUAUAUGACUGAGUUGCCAUGAGACGCAACAGGAAAGUACCCAUUGCUUGUAACGCUUGCUGUAAUGCUUUAGUCUUGUAUGUCACAACGGGACGUGCUGAAGAUGUAUCAGGUGUACACACACACACACAUAUAUAUAUAUAUAUAUAUACAUAUACAUACACAGUAUGCAUCCAUAUUAGAGGGGAAUAUAAUACAUGUCGGUGUCUUUGAAGCCCUAUGUAGGAUAAACACUUUAAAGAAGAGUUUUAGAGCUUUAGUGGAAAUUGUAGGGAUUAAUAAACCAGAUAUUUGAAUCUUCUGCUUCGGGUCUCAAAGUGAACUGAUACUGUAAAGAUGUUCUGACCAUAUUGUGCCAAUAUAAUCCGAAUGUAUGGUCUAAUAUAUUUAACCCAUUUAUAUAGAACUUUGUCAUCAUGAGUAAUGAUUUAAUGUUGGCAGCAUUUACAGAGAACCUGACGUUGAUUUGCUUUUACACUGAACUUCAUAAGGUUAUGAAUUUUGUUAAAGCUAGUGCGUCUUCUCAUUAUCUUUUGUAAUAUUUCUGUUUUAUAAAACUUUAGAUUCUAUUAGCUUGAUGUUUAACUUGAUAACGAGCCAAAGUGACUGUGAGCCGAUAUAAAUCCACACUGAUACCUGUUAUUAAUGAUAGUGAGAUAUUGUCAUACGUUCAUAUGCCUGAAACCUUUUUGUUUUGCAUGUUUCAGUACAGCCGGGUUUUCAUUUGUAAAGAUUGCAGUGACCUCUGCGCACUCCCAAUGUUGUAGUAAAGAUCAUAUUUUGUUACUCACAAUAAACACUUUCUAAUCA